This is a messenger RNA of Diaporthe amygdali, 1068 nucleotides long. Its product is annotated as quinone oxidoreductase. Gene Ontology annotation, molecular function: quinone reductase (NADPH) activity; zinc ion binding. Gene Ontology annotation, biological process: cellular response to oxidative stress. The transcript has 2 exons. The coding region runs from base 1 to 1068 and encodes 355 amino acids. Gene Ontology annotation, cellular component: cytoplasm. The record is from RefSeq and is a predicted model, not a curated record. NCBI's taxonomy places the organism in Eukaryota, Fungi, Ascomycota, Sordariomycetes, Diaporthales, Diaporthaceae.
AUGCUCAGAUCAGGGCCCAGAUUGCAGGCCAUCCUCAGAAGCCUCAAACCGAACAGCCCCGCGUCCUUCCACACAUCUCCAGGAUUCGCCAUGCGCGCCGUAGUCUAUGACAAGACAGGAGACUCCUCCGUGCUCCAUGUCGGCGACGUUCCUAAGCCGACAGCCGGACCCAAUGAUGCUCUCGUGAAGAUUGACUACGCAGGCGUCAACUUCAUCGAUGUUUACUUCAGGACCGGAUUGUAUCCAACCAAAUUCCCAGCAAUCACCGGCCGUGAAGGGGCUGGCGUGAUAGAGCAGCUUGGCUCCGAUGUCCCUUCGUCUUACAACCUGAAGGUUGGCGACCGUGUUGCCAUGUACUCGCAAGAUGUCAUGGCAGAAUAUGCUGCCCCGUCCGCUUCUAAGCUGAUGAAGCUGCCCGACGGCGUGUCGAACAGGGAUGGCGCAGCACUCAUCCUGCAGGGCCUGACGGCUUGGACGCUGGUCCGCGAUGCUCACGAGGUCAAGCCGGGCGAGGUCGUCUUGGUUCAUGCCGCAGCUGGUGGCACCGGCGGUCUCAUCGUUCAGAUGGCCAAGCAUCUCGGUGCCACGGUCAUUGGUACUGCGUCCACGCCGGAGAAGAUCGAGAUUGCUAAGAAACACGGCUGCGACCACGUCAUCAACUACUCCAAAGAGAAGGUUCUGGAUGAGGUCAUGAAGCUGACAGACGGCAAGGGUUGCCAUGCUGUCUUCAGCGGGAUUGGCAAGGCCACGUUCGAUGAUGAUCUCGAGUGCUGCAGGAGGAAGGGCACAAUGGUGACUUUCGGAAAUUCCUCAGGUGCUAUUGAGGGAUUCCGCCCAUUGGCGCUGGGGAAGAAAAAUGUGAAGCUUCUCAGGCCGAGAUUGGAUGUCUACGUGUCCGAGAGGGAGGAUUUCGAACAGAGGUCAGAGGAACUGCUGGACCUAGUUGCCAAGGGCGCGGUCAAAUUGGAUAUCGGAAAGGAAUACAAGAUGGAAGAGGUCUCGCAAGCUCACGAUGAUCUUGCUGGAAGGAAGAGCACAGGAAAGCUUAUUGUCAAGAUCUCGUCGUAG